Messenger RNA from Anopheles funestus (African malaria mosquito), 1149 nucleotides. Its product is annotated as alpha-tocopherol transfer protein-like. Bases 143 to 1099 code for a protein of 318 amino acids. Gene Ontology annotation, cellular component: membrane. NCBI's taxonomy places the organism in Eukaryota, Metazoa, Arthropoda, Insecta, Diptera, Culicidae. Gene Ontology annotation, molecular function: phosphatidylinositol bisphosphate binding. The transcript has 2 exons. The record is from RefSeq and is a predicted model, not a curated record.
UCAAGUUGUGUCAGAAACUAGACGAAUUCUGGGUGCCAUGCCAAAUUAAUGUAAGACACAGGUGCAGCAUGAAUUUUGGUUCAGUUUCGUUUCGGGCACCACACGAGUAGCAUCGUACUAAGGCCAAGCAAUACCUUCAAACAUGUCGAAGUUUGCGGCAUAUUCCGUGGAUAAAAACGUGAAGCAGUACGACGAGUAUAAGUUCACUCUACCUGAGCUGUAUCGUGAGGUGGCCAAGGAGGAACUCCGUGAGGAUGCUAUUGUGCGGGAGAAAGCUUUGACGGAAAUGCGCCACUGGAUCGUGAACAAUCCUCACAUCCUUAAGUGCCGUAUGGAUUCGAAGUUCCUAUUGCGAUUUCUACGAUUCCGUCAAUUCUCGGUACCAAUGGCUUGUGAGGCACUGGAGCGCUAUCUGACGAUGCGUGAAAUGUAUCCGAGCUGGUUCAAGAACUUGGACGCUAGCAGUGAGAAAAUGAAGGAACUAUUCAUGGGAGGUGCUACCUCAAUUGUCGGUCAGGACAGCAAAGGUCGCACGGUGGUAUUGUUUCGUAUCGCACGCUUUGUGCCGGAGAUGUUUGAACCACCAACUGGCGGUAUAUUCAUUGCCCUGCUGAUAGAAGCCAUGCUCGAAUGGGAGGAAGUACAAAUCGGUGGUUUACAGGUGAUGGUGGAUUACACCGAUAUGGAUCUGAAGCUAUUCGAAAAGUGGGGUUCUUCAGAGCUGAGGCUGAUCAUGGAAGCUUACUCGCGCUGGUACCCCAUGCGGUACAACGAUACGCACGCUGCCAAGCUCCCGAAGAAAGCGCUGCCUAUUAUAGAGAAAAUUCUUUCCUUCACUAACCCGAAGAUAAGGGAGCGCAUCAAUUGCUACGCAAACGUGUCCGAGAUGGAGAAACAUUUCGAACCUACGAUGGCACCGAAAGGCUAUGGUGGGACUGUUGAUCUGGAUGGCGACGUUAAUCCAGCAAUGUGGAAACGCAUCGAACAGCAGCGGGAUGUCAUUCUUGGUCUGGAUCGCAUGGAGAUCGAUUACGACUACUAUGCACCGAUUUGGGAUGAGCAAAAUGCUGCAUUAGCGGCCGAGACGCCAUCGGUUUAAGGGAAGGUAUGAACAUUGUUCUCAAAAUAAAUUCCCACAAUUUAUCAUCA